AAGUUAAAAAGAUUUAACUUAAGAUAAAUGUAUUAAAAAAAAUCUCUAUUUGUGCAUGUAGGAAGUACUCUCCCUUUUUCAAAAUAAAUACAUUUUUAUUUUUGCACUUUAUUUGGGACGGAUAGAGUGUUAUUAAUUAUCUAUAACAAAAUGGACGCCAUGUUAAUAAGCUUACAAAUAGACUCCUACGAAACGUCUUGUUCAGUUGUUUCCGGAUCGCCGGGCCACCGUCGACGCGAGAGGACUGCGUGCCGCCGAUCUCAUUCAUCCGCUGCCGACCACGCACGCCGAUCUCAUUCAUGUACCCUUUUUUCUCUGAAUCUGAUGGAGACCUUGGCGAGGCCUUUGGCUCGGAACAAGCUAGCAGGGCCAUGCGAGUCCUCUGCCAGAUUUGCAGCACUAUGCGAAUCACAUUCACCAGAGGUUUUUUUUUUCUCUCGCCGGCCGGUGCUCUGUCUCACGAAAAUCACGCCGGAGGACUCGGCGGCGCUCGUCUUCCAGUGCAUAUAUACCCUGCCGGCUGCUUUCUGCCGGAAAGAGGCGACAUGUGUGUAAACCACACAAAAAAAAUGGUUGGAACAGAACCCAAAACGUUUGGAGAAAGGUGGUCACAGUACUACUAGAUCACGCCGUGAUCACUGUUCUGUUCUCAUGUCCAGCAUCUGGCCAGCAAAGAAGAAAGCGAAAUUUUUUCAGUGACAGCCCCUGCCCCAUAGUCUCGUACUAGCAGUCUACCAGUCUUUAGUGAAUGACGACACUGAUUAUCAUUACCCCAAAUCGGAUCUAGAAGCACAAACUAGCUAGUGGCUGAUAACAAAUUCUUCGAUCAGAGAACCUUGCACCAAUAAUUUAGUGGCGACUGUUCAUCGCAAAGACUUGACUGCUGGGUCGUUAAUCCUUGUCUCAUUCCUUGUGCCCCACUGACCACGUCUUUAUAAGAAUCUAGAUGCUGAGCUACUUCAUCAUAUCCGAGUCACAAACGAACAAACACACUGACACACCCCUAACAGCGACAGAAAUGGCUCACUCCUAUCUCCUGCUCCUCCUCUUCCUGCUAGUGUCCCUCGCCUCCACCUCCAGCUCGCGAUCCAUGGCGCAGGCCACCGAUCAAGAAACACUCCUAACAAUCAAGAAAGACUGGGGCAGCCCAUUGGCACUCAGCUCAUGGAAUUCUCAGAACGCUUCUUCCUACUGCAGCUGGGUAGGGGUCAGCUGCAACAACAAUGGCCAAGUGACCAAGCUGUCCUUCCUGAAUCUCAACAUAACCAAUCCGAUCCCAGCUUCCAUUUGCACCCUCAAGAGCCUGUCAUACCUAGACCUUUCCUACAACAAUCUCACCGGCCAGUUCCCGGCGGCGCUCUAUAGCUGCUCGGGUUUGCACUACCUCGACCUGUCCAACAAUCACUUCUCCGGCGCCCUCCCGGCUGACAUCGACAAAUUGUCGCCGGAGAUGGAGCACCUCAACCUGUCGACCAAUGGCUUCACCGGCAGCGUGCCGUCGGCGAUCGCCGCAUUCCCCAAGCUCAAGUCCCUCCUCAUUGACACAAACAGUUUCAACGGGACUUACCCGAGCUCGGCCAUUGCAAAGCUCAGCGAGCUCGAGACGCUGACUCUGGCAACUAACCCCUUCGCGCCAGGUCCUAUCCCUCACGAGUUCGCCAGCUUGAAGAAGCUGAAGAUGCUCUGGAUGUCAGAAAUGAACCUGACCGGCGUCAUCCCCGACGAGCUCUCGCCGCUCACUGAGCUGACGACGCUGGCUCUGUACUACAACAAGCUUGACGGUGAAAUCCCGUCAUGGGUUUGGAAGCUUCAGAAGCUUGAGAUACUGUACCUUUACGCGAACAGCUUCACCGGUGGGAUCGGGCCCGAGGUCACCGCCUUCAGCUUGCAGCAGCUCGACCUGUCGGCGAACUGGCUCACCGGACCGAUACCAGAGGCCGUCGGCGAGAUGAAGAACUUGAAAGUGCUCUACUUGUACUACAACAACCUCACCGGGCCGAUCCCUGCGAGCAUCGGGCUGCUCCCGAACCUCGUGGACAUCCGGCUGUUCAACAACAGGCUCUCCGGCCCCCUCCCGCCGGAGCUCGGGAAGCACUCGCCGCUCGGCAACCUUGAAGUCAGCGUCAACUUCCUCAACGGCACGGUCCCGGACACCCUCUGCCUCAACAAGAAGCUCUACGACAUCGUGCUGUUCAACAAUGAGUUCUCCGGCGAGCUCCCGGCGGCCCUGGCGGCGUGCGACACGCUGGACAACAUCAUGCUGCAGAACAACCACCUCGCCGGCGAGUUCCCGGAGGAGGUGUGGUCGGCGUUCCCCGAGCUGAUCACCGUCAAGAUACAGAACAACAACUUCACCGGCACACUGCCCAGCGUGAUAUCCUCCAACAUCACACGGAUCGAGAUGGGGAACAACCGAUUCUCCGGCGUCCUGCCGUCCUCGGCACCGGGGCUCAAGAGCUUCAUGGCGGAGAACAACCGGUUCUCCGGCGAGCUGCCGGCGAACAUGUCGGGGUUCGCCAACCUCACCGAUCUGAACCUCGCGGGGAACCAGAUUUCUGGUUCCAUUCCACCUUCCAUUCGAUCAUUGGGAAGGCUGAAUUACCUCAACCUCAGCAGCAAUCUGAUCUCCGGUGGGAUCCCGGCGGAGAUCGGUCUGCUGCCAGUGCUCACCCUGCUUGAUCUCUCCGACAACGAGCUCACCGGCACAAUACCGGAGGAGUUGAACAACCUCAGCCCCCAUCUCAGCAACCUCAACCUCUCCUCCAAUCAACUCACCGGCGAGCUCCCCACGUCGCUGCAGAGCCCAGCAUUCGAUGAGGCGUUCCUCGAGAACCAUGGCCUCUGCGCCACGGUGAACCGGAACAUGAACAUCCCGGCGUGUGGCCACAACCAGAUGCCAACCGGCCUGAUCAUCCCGUUCUCGGUGGUCGCCGGCGUCAUCCUCAUGGGCGCCGUCGGGUGCCUCGUCAUCCGGCGGAGGACGCGCCGGCACGACCUGACGACGUGGAAGGUAACGCCGUUCCGCAAGGUGGACUUCACCGAGAUCGACAUACUCGGCAAGCUCCGCGAGGAGAACGUGAUCGGCAGCGGCGGCUCCGGCAAGGUGUACCGCGUCCACCUCGGUGGCCGCGGCGGCGCGGUGGUGGCCGUGAAGAAGCUGUGGGGCAGGGGCAAGGCCGAGGAGAAGCUGGACAGGGAGUUCGACUCGGAGGUGAGGAUCCUGGGCGAGAUCCGGCACGCCAACAUCGUGAGCCUCCUCUGCUACAUCUCCAGCGAGGACAUCAAGCUGCUGGUGUACGAAUACAUGGAGAACGGCAGCCUCGACCGGUGGCUGCACCCGCGGGACCCGGCCGGCGCGGCGGCGGCGCUGGACUGGCCGACGCGGCUGGGCAUCGCCAUCGACGCGGCGAGGGGCCUGAGCUACAUGCACCACGAGUCCGCGCAGCCCAUCAUGCACCGGGACAUCAAGUCCAGCAACAUCCUGCUCGACCCGGGCUUCCGCGCCAAGAUCGCCGACUUCGGGCUCGCCCGGAUCCUGGUCAAGUCCGGCGAGCCGGAGUCUGUGUCCGCCAUCGGCGGCACCUUCGGCUACAUGGCGCCAGAGUGUGGGCGCGGCGUGAAGGUGAACGAGAAGGUGGACGUGUACAGCUUCGGCGUGGUGCUGCUGGAGCUGGCGACGGGUCGGGUGGCGAACGACGGCGGCGCCGAGUGCUGCCUGGUGGAGUGGGCGUGGCGGCGGUACAAGGCCGGGGGCCCCCUGCACGACGUCGUGGACGCGGGCAUCCGGGACAGGGCCGUGCACGCCAGGGACGCGGUGGCCGUGUUCCUGCUCGGGGUGACGUGCACCGGCGACGACGCGCCGUCCCGGCCGUCCAUGAAGCAGGUGCUGCAGCAGCUGCUCCAGUACGACCGCACGUCCAGCGUCGCCGGCGCGUGCGGGGACGCCGGCGGCUUUGACGACGACGUCGCACGGGCAGAGCUCCCCAAGGGGAAGAAGAAGGGCGAGCAAGGUGCCAAGAGAGCGCUGGACAGCGGCGGCGAGUUUUGGGAUGGUGACGAGGAGAGCGGCGGCUUCGUGGUGCAUCCCGUUUAACUUUAAGGCGUCUUCUUUAUUUUGACACACUUCCUCUGCAUUGACGCGUGAUAGAAAUUUCGCCGAAUGUUUGAAUCCUAUAUGUCCUCACUUAGAAACUAUAUGCACUUUGCCAUGCCAAUGGCUGUCUGGAGCCUAAGGCUCCAUGAAAGUGUAUGGCCAGCGCCUGCGUGCGUGGUCAGCAGGAUUCAAACAUUCGGCAAAAUUUUGUGAAGUUGACAUGUACGAGUUAUUAUUUUGGAGUAUUUCUAUUUUUACCGUUACUUUGAAGUGUGAUUGUGAUUUUGCCUUAUUUUUUAACUUUGUCAUUUCAUCCUGUUCACAAGUCACUGCGAUUGACCCCUAGUCAACGGUCAAAGAAGAACAAAUAUGCAAAGACCAAGGGCAAAAAUUGCAAUGACUUGUAGAAGUAUAAAGGGCAAAACGACAAAGUAAAAAAUUAUGGCAAAACUAAAAUUGCACAUCAAAGCAAGGGUAGGAACAACAAAAUACCAAUUAUUUUCCAUGAUUUCAAAAAUAGAUAGGGUUUUUUAUUAGAACCUUAACUUUGUGGGGUUACUAUUGGGUUUUGCAUUCGAAGUUUAUCAAAGGUUUAGGAUAUAGGUCAUAAAGUUUGGAUGCAUUAAUAUGGUUUGAAAAAUGCAACUUGGUUCCAUGUGCUCUUAUAAGAGAAAGUAAUUAACUAUGAUGUACUACAUAGAAUGGUUUUUAUUAGAAGUACUAUAAUUUUCCUGACCCGGGGAUUAACAAGUCGUGGUUUGUACUGAAACUAUAAAAAAGCUGCAUGUUUCUAAACGGUAAAAAAAGUAGUUUUUUUUUCCAACAUUUGUAUUUUCAUUUACAGUUAAAAAAUAAUGAUUUCCCGAUACUGCAGCUGGUUAAAGCCGUAAUAACCGCCAACAGGGCAUAGCGGUUUGUGCACGCGAUGUUAUAGGGCCUGCAAUCAUGCCAGGAUGGCCAAGUCAACCGAAAACUGAAAACGAAGUCGGGCCUCGUUUAAUUCUCCACACAUGUGCCGCAACAUUCUUUUAAAAUUUUGAAUUUUGUAUCUAAACAACCUCGGCCAGAUAGAUAGUAAACCUGUAAAGUGGUGAUGUUCGAGUUCUCCCUUUUCCAUGUAUUUGUAGACCAGGAAUAACUUGUGCUCUUCUGAUGAACCAUAUCCGAUCAGCUUUA
Panicum virgatum (switchgrass) is the source of this 5269-nucleotide messenger RNA. RefSeq names its product receptor-like protein kinase HSL1. The coding region runs from base 947 to 4093 and encodes 1048 amino acids. Lineage: Eukaryota; Viridiplantae; Streptophyta; Magnoliopsida; Poales; Poaceae. Gene Ontology annotation, molecular function: protein kinase activity; ATP binding; protein binding. The record is from RefSeq and is a predicted model, not a curated record. Gene Ontology annotation, biological process: hormone-mediated signaling pathway; protein phosphorylation. The transcript has 2 exons. Gene Ontology annotation, cellular component: plasma membrane.